This is a messenger RNA of Cannabis sativa, 2762 nucleotides long. RefSeq lists its product as uncharacterized. The record is from RefSeq and is a predicted model, not a curated record. Bases 746 to 2467 code for a protein of 573 amino acids. Lineage: Eukaryota; Viridiplantae; Streptophyta; Magnoliopsida; Rosales; Cannabaceae. The transcript has a single exon.
CUAGUCCAAAACAAAAAUAAGUACAUUUAUAUUGUAUAAUUAAAUAAAAAAAAUAAGGGCGGAAAAGCCGCUUGAACCAACCGACAGACAAGGAGAAGCAUUGAGUUAGUUUUCUUGGCUUGGAAUUGAAGGGAUAUGAAUAGGUAUGGCAGUUAGAACCACUCUCUCUUCUCUCUUCUCUCUUGCGCUCUUUCACUCACUACUCAUUCUUUCUCUCUCUCAUUAUUUUUUUCACUCUCUUAGACACAUGUUCAUCAUAAUAAACAUUUCUAUUUUAAAAAAAUUAGCAUCAGACAAUAUCACUGAAUGUGCGGACAUCCUUAGCCUUAGAGCUUUAUGUUGUUUCGACUCGGCGGCGCCACCAGUAUACUACACGGUCGUGGAAAAAGUCUCUUAGCCUUCUCCCUCCUCCCACUUGUCACACAAUUAUACACUAUGUACUCUCAGUCCUCUCAAUGAAACUCUCUCUCAUCCACAAAUUUCACAGGAACCAAUACUCCAACUAAAAACAAGGAGACUACUGGUGCCUCUUAUUGUUAUUAUUAUUAUCACCAUUUGUUUUUUUAACACCAUACAACUCAACACCACCUUUCACUACAAGAACAAACUCCUCUUCCUCUCUCUUCCAUUAUCACAAUAUAUACUACUAUCUCUCUCUUUGUUUCUUUACUAUAAAAAUUUGAAGACGAUUUGUUUUUGUAUAUUUAUUUAAUAAAUAGAUAUAUAUUAAUCGAUAGAUGUAUGCAUGGCUUUGAUUGUGGACAAGCAACAACAACAAACAAACUUGAAGCACUUCUGUAGAAUUUGCAAGAAAGGUUUUGGGUGUGGGAGAGCAUUGGGAGGGCACAUGAGAGCUCACGGAAUAGGCGACGAGAGCAGCCACCUGGACGAAGAUGACGCCGCUAGCGAUUGGGAGGAGAAGCUUGCCUUGGGCGACAUUCCGGCUACCAACAAGCGAAUGUAUGCCUUGAGAACCAACCCUAACAGGCUGCGGAGUUGCCGGGCCUGUGAGAAUUGCGGCAAGGAAUUCAUGUCAUGGAAAUCUUUUCUUGAGCACGGUAAAUGUAGCUCCGAAGAUGCCGAGUCUCUCCUAUCUUCACCAGAGUCCGACGGUGAUGAAACGGGCCGAGGGAGGGGCUGCAAUUGGUCAAAAAGAAAAAGAUCAUUCAGAGCAAAAGUUGGGAAUUUGGUAAUAAAUAACUCCUCUCAUAUUUGUCCUUCUAGUGAGGAUGAAGACUUAGCCAAUUGCUUGAUGAUGUUAUCGAAUGCUGCUGUUGAUCCUUUAACGGCCGCUGAGCCGGAGGAGUCUUGUGCUUCGGCAAGCAGAGAAGAAGAGCAAAUUCGAAGAAACACCAUCAGCUUCAACAUUGCACCAAUAUCAUUUAGGCUUCCGGUUGAGAAUAAUCGCAAUCUUAAUAAUAGUAACAUCAAAGCCAAAGCAGUAGCCAAAGGUAAUUUGUUCGAGUGCAAGGCAUGCAAAAAAGUCUUCAAUUCCCACCAAGCUUUAGGCGGACAUAGAGCCAGUCACAAGAAAGUGAAAGGCUGUUUCGCUGCCCGGCUAGACAACGUCCAACUGGAUGAUAGCCUUCCCUCCGUCAUGGCCGAUGAUGAUGCUAUCACCCAGGACGAAUUUUUCCCUACCAAAUCAAAUUCAACCUUACAAUUGGAUCAUCACCACCGCUCCAAUUCCCCAAUAGCCUCCACAUCCAAACGAAAAUCAAAGGUUCAUGAGUGUUCCAUAUGUCACCGAAUUUUCUCUUCCGGACAAGCUUUAGGAGGCCAUAAAAGGUGCCAUUGGAUCACAUCCAACACUACUGCUGCAGCGGACACUUCAGCGGCUUUGUCUAAGUUCCAACAGUUUCAAGAAAGCAUGGAACUACAAAUUCAUCAUCAUCAAAGCCGGCUAAGGAGACCCAAGUUCGAGGGUAAUGCUGAUGAUAAUGAUAAAGAUGAAGCCCUUGAUUUGAAACUCGACCUCAAUUUGCCGGCACCAGGGGGUGGUGAUAUGGCAAGAUCAGCUAGAACAGAUCAUCACCAUGGGAUCAGUAGAGCGGUAGUAGUACCAAGCUUUGAGGUGUCAACAGAGAUUUACCUGCAGCCGUGGAUGGGGCCACCGAAAGACGAUCAUCAAGAAGAUAAUCAUCAUCAACACCAUAGAGAAGUUGACAAUUACGUGAUUAACAAGGAAGAACACAACAACAACAACAACAACAACAACAACAACAACAACAACAACAACGACAACAGUAAUAACAUCAUUAUUAACACAAACAACAACAACAACAAUACUACUAGUAAUGGAACUUAUACUAUGCAGAAUAAUAUUAUGGUGGAAGAUGAAGCUGACAGUAAGGUGAAAUUAGCAAAGCUAAGUGAGCUUAAGGAUAUUAACGUUAAUGAGGGUUCCUCUCCCUGGUUGCAGGUAGGGAUUGGUUCAACGAUUGAUGUUGUUGGAGUUGGCCCUUAAUUAAAAGUGAGGACUUUUCUCCAUUUUUCACUUCUCCUUUCCAUUUUUUUUUUAAAUAUAUUGAGAAACUGUAUAAUUAGAGUACUUAAUAUAGUUCAUAUAAUUGCUACAAAAAAAAAUUUAUAUGUAUACAGUUCAUAUAUAAUUAAAUACUUUAUUAUUAAUUCUUGUUAAUUUAAAUUAUUGUAAAUGUUGGUUGGGACAACGGGCCCAAUCUGAUCAUCCAAACUUAUACCAGUCAUCAAUGUAUUCUUAAUAAAAGAAAAAAAAAAAACAAAUUGUAUUUAUUUGAUUC